CUGGGGGAGACGGAGGGUCGCCGCCGGAAGGGCUGAGGCGGCGGCGGUGGUUCCAGGCAGGGCGGAGCUCCGUCCCCGCCAUCCCGCCGGGUCCCGUCCAGUCCGGCCAUGUCCCGGGACGGCCUUCCCGCGGCGGGCCCGCGGGGCGCCAAGAGGGGCGACACCCUCAGCCUCGUGGAAAUGAUUACAAACAAGCAAGGGAAAACACCAAUUCAGCUACUACAUGAGUAUGGUGUGAAGACUGGUUUUGUUCCAGUUUUUGAAUGUGAAAAAGCUGAGGGACAAAUACACCAGCCAAAUUUCACCUUUAAAGUAACCAUCGGUAAACUCACCUGCACAGGUGAAGGUCCCAAAAAGAAGGUGGCGAAACAUAAAGCUGCAGAAGCUGCCAUAAACCAACUGAAAGCAAAUUCUGGCAUUAGUCUUUCAGUGUCUGGCCCUUCAGUUCCUGAUUCUUGCAAGCAACCACAGAAACCGAAAAGUCCUAUAAAUUCUUUGCAGGAACUGGCAAUGCGGUGUGGCUGGAGUCUUCCUGAAUACACACUUUCCAAAGAGUCAGGACCUGCUCACAAGAAAGAGUUUAUCAUGAACUGCAAGCUGGAAACAUAUGUUGAGACCGGAACAGGUGCAUCAAAAAAGCAAGCUAAGGAAAGUGCUGCUGAGAAACUUCUUGCUAAAUUACAUACAGUCACCGCCGGUCAAAAGAAGUCCCUGGUAAAGCCAAUAGGAAAUAACUUAGGCUGCACAUGGGAUGCCAUGAAGAACUCUUCUGGUAAGAAAGUCACCUUACUGAAGAAAAGCCUUCUCAGCCUUCCUAACACUGAUUACAUCCAGUUGCUUGGUGAAGUUGCAGAGGAGCAAGGUUUUUCUGUAACAUAUUUGGAUAUAGAAGAGCUGAGCAUUAACGGACAGUACCAGUGCCUUGCUGAACUUUCAAGCAGCCCCAUCACAGUCUGUCACGGCACGGGGAUUUCCUGUAGCAACGCUCACACAAAUGCAGCACACAAUGCCCUGCAGUAUCUGAAGAUCAUGGCGGAGACAAAGUGAACUCGGGAAAGUGGCAAAAGUAGCAUCAUCUCUGAGUGUGAAGUAGAGGUAUAUAUGUGUAUAUGUAUAUAGAAAAAACGGCUUCAAAACGUUCACUUGCAUAUGUUUGAGCUUUUGUGAUGUUUCCGAUUGUAGAGCAUCAGAAUUUCUAAUUUAAUUAUGGCCCAAGCAUGAUUAUUGCUAUUUAUUAUGGUUAAUGAGUAAGCUGUUGGAUGAUGAUGUCUCGAAUUAAUAAACUUUGUCUCAUGAAGUAAAUUGCAGUUAGUAUAUUGCAAUGCAUCCGUUAGGUGCUUAGUGUUUGUUGACUAGUGUAAAUACCCGGACAGAUUAGGUGUGUAUUGUAUUUUUCCUCCUCCUAUCUUCCUAUCCCUUUUUCUUUCCUCUCCUGCUGCAGUUUUCUCUCCUCUCCCUCUAGAUUUCUCAAGUUCUGUGGUGGUGUAUUUGUUCCUCUCUCCAUUUUUCCAUCUCUGGGCUUAUAUGUUCCUAAGCUCUAUUGGUGCAUCUCGUCUCCCCUUCUCCUUCUCUUUCUCCUCCACCUUGGAUGUUGCUGUAAUGCUUUCUCCCACUUCUCUUUGUCUUCUGACUCCCUGGCAACCCCUGGCUCUGAUUUUUCACCUUCUUUCCCGUCCCUCUCUAAGGCUGUCUACCUUUCCUCUUCCAUUCCUUUUGCUCUUUUCUCUGUCCUUUCUGUCAAGCACUCCCAUGGGCUAUUCUGCCCCUACUAGGUAAUCUAUAAAUGAUGCUGAUAAGGUUUUUAGAGUGUCUCCUCCCCUCCCCCCCAAUCUUCCUCCUCACUCUUUCUCCUGUUAUUUCUGUCCGUGUUUAAAACUAUUGCUCUAUUUCACCUUUUCCCCCAUCCCUCCCUUUCUCUCCCAACAUCUCUAUCUCUGGCAAUUCCUGCCUUCUUCCCUCUCACUCUCCCUCCUCUCUGACCUCUUCCUGCCCAAAGAUGGGGAGGUGGGGGGAAGGGUUAGGGCGGUAAUCACCCCUGCCCUGGCAUCUAGCUUGCCAUCCCACUCCUUGAGAGACAGGGCAGGGGCUGCAGCUGGGCUUGGGACAAGCGGUGGGUGGGCCGAAAGAAGGGGAAAUGCAGAUUCCUCUCUUCCUCCCUCUCCCCCCGCCCAGGGUAUCUGCACGUGGGGACUUGAAUUAUCCCCGUGCUUGAGCCUUUCCAGCCAAUUAUACCAGCAGGGAGCCAGCUAGCUGAGAGCACUCUAAGACUGAGACCCACAAAUAGCACUUAGGCUUUUUUAAAUAAACUCUAUAUGUAUCUCUAAGGUAAUGAUGGUAAUGAUGACGAUGAAAUAAAACUACUGUUGGGAAGUC
This is a messenger RNA of Ornithorhynchus anatinus (platypus), 2373 nucleotides long. It is a transcript of the gene PRKRA, whose product is annotated as protein activator of interferon induced protein kinase EIF2AK2. The record is from RefSeq and is a predicted model, not a curated record. The coding region runs from base 109 to 1047 and encodes 312 amino acids. The transcript is spliced from 8 exons. Lineage: Eukaryota; Metazoa; Chordata; Mammalia; Monotremata; Ornithorhynchidae.